CCAGAUUUCAGAAACAGAAACAGGAGGCACCAUUAGGAAAGCAGGAAAACUCUCGAUAGAGGAGGAUGAAGACGCUGCUGCUGUUGUACUUGUGCGUGUAUGUUAGCUGGGCGCAGGAUGUUUUAGAUUAUGACGACUACGACUCGGACAAGACAUCGCCAGAAAAGAACGGAACUACUGAAGGAGCAGGCGUGGAUGCUCGUGGUCACCGACCAGUAGUAAAAGGCAGGGAAACGUAUACUCCAAGCCGAAACGUCCCUCCCCCCAUCAGUGGAGGCAGCAGGUAUCGUGGCCGACCCACUCCGGCCCCCGUUGGACGUCUCGUCGAGCAGGAGAAGGUGCAGCAGCCCGAGGCAGGAGGAUGCACCCAUGCCUCAGAUGAGAUGGGAGUUUUAUGUCCCACUGGCUGUGAGCUGAAGACCAUGGCGCUGAAGCAAGAGAGGAACGUUAAGACGGCCGUUAACAACCUCAAGCCUCAGGUGGAGGACUUGUCCCGUACCUCCAACAACGUCUUUGUCUACGUCAACGGCAUGUCGAACUCUCUGAGGGAGCGACAGAGACUCUUUAACGACAACAGCAGGGUGGUGACUCAGUACACUGAUCAAGUGGAUGAGCAACACGCCUACAUCAAGGAGACGGUGGACACAUUAUUUCCUUCCAAUAUCAGAGUGCUGCAGGGUGUUCUGGACAAGAUCCAGCUGAAGAUUCAGAAGCUGGAGAAGGCCAUCCAGGCCCAGAGAGAGGAGUGCAAGAACCCGUGCAAAACCAAGUGCCCCAUUCCAGUCGUGUCUGGUAAAGAGUGUGAGGACAUCUUCCGUCGUGGUGGAAAAGACUCCCAGAUGUACCUGGUCAGGCCUGAUGAGUUCUACCCUCCAUACAAGGUCUUCUGUGAUCAGACCACCCAGAACGGAGGAUGGCUUCUUAUCCAGAACAGGCUUGAUGGCAGCGUUGACUUUGGCAGACGUUGGGAUGCAUAUCGUCGUGGCUUCGGCAAUGUCGCUUUCAAUACUGGCAAGGGUCACUGUGAAACCCCUGGUGAGUACUGGCUGGGCAAUGACCGAAUCAGCCAGCUGACCAAGAUGGGUCCCACUGAGGUUCUCAUUGAAAUGCAGGACUGGACCGGAGCCAAGGUCCAUGCCCAUUACCGCCAAUUCACGAUCCAAUCAGAGUCAUCCAACUACGUGCUGGCUGUCGAUGGCUACUCUGGUAACGCUGGCAACUGUUUCCUGGAAGGAUCCCUGGAGCUCUACGGUGAAAACCGCACCAUGACCAUUCAUAAUGGCAUGAUGUUCAGCACGUAUGAUCGAGACAACGACAACUGGACUCCAGGCGAUCCCUCUAAGCAAUGCUCCAGGGAGGACGGAGGCGGCUGGUGGUACAACCGCUGCCACUCGGCCAAUCCCAAUGGGCGAUACUACAUAGGCGGACACUACACACGACAUAUGUCAAAGCACGGCACAGACGACGGCAUGGUCUGGAUGAACUGGAAGGGAAGCUGGUAUUCGCUCAAGGCCAUCAGUAUGAAGAUCAGGCCUUACUUUCCCUCCAGAUAAUCACGUCAAAGUUUUAAACACGUAACACAAAUAGAAUACACCCAAGAGAAGGCAUUUGACUUUAAUGACUUAAAAUCUUCAAACUUGUCUUCCAUUGGCUUUUUAUUUAUUGUCUAGAACUUGUUUGUUGAUGGACGUGCAGAUUUACAGAUAACUAAUGCUGAGGCUGGACAAAAGCAUUAAAUGAACUAAAAAGAGGUGCUAUUCAGCAUUUUACUUAAAAAAAUAUUAAGGUUAAAAAGCCAAUUAGUUGUGUGGAAAGAUGUCAUGAUCUGUCUUUUUUUGUUACGUGUGACAACUUCAGUGAAUCAGGACGAGUUCAUGAAACUGUCCUCUGCUACUCAAUAAACACAUUGAGGAACAUA
Molecule: messenger RNA, 1918 nt
Organism: Melanotaenia boesemani (Boeseman's rainbowfish)
Lineage: Eukaryota; Metazoa; Chordata; Actinopteri; Atheriniformes; Melanotaeniidae
Gene: fgb
Product: fibrinogen beta chain
Exons: 13
Coding region: 66-1553 (495 amino acids)
Biological process (GO): protein polymerization; platelet activation; blood coagulation
Cellular component (GO): fibrinogen complex
Molecular function (GO): signaling receptor binding
Source: RefSeq, a predicted model, not a curated record